UUCAGCUGGACCAUAUUCAGCUGACAUUUGCUAGUGUUUAUGUUAUAAAAUAUAUUCGACUACUCGCUUGUGUUUGCUUAGGAUAUUUCAAAAUAAAAACUGUUUUCAGUUCAAGUCAAAGAUAAAAAGCAAUAUAAAUGGCGAGCAGAGCGGAUUCGGUAAAAUAUGUGUACAAAGUACCGGAAAAGUUGAUUAAAAAUGCAAUGGACAUGGCCAAAUGGGAACGAUCGGAAGCUUACUAUGACCUCAUGGGAUUUAUCAGCAGUAUCUGUGUAGCUUUACAGGGUACCAAGUUGAGUCAGCAGUUUGAGAUAAAUCCAGUUGUUCAAAAGUUGAUCGAUGCAUUGAAAAGACUCGAGCAAUUGGCCAUUGAAACACCUCCGAUUGAUCAGCCAGCCCGGUUCGGUAACACUGCGUUUAGGACGUGGUUUCAGAAAAUGCAAAGCGAGAGCUCGGAGCUCAUUAGUAAUGCACUUCCCGAAAGGUUCAAAGAAGCUGUACCGGAAAUCAAUUUAUAUUUCGUCGAGUCGUUUGGAAAUGCGACCAGAAUCGACUACGGCACUGGGCAUGAGCUUUCGUUCAUAAUGUUCGUGAUUUGUCUUUUCAAAAUUGGAGCCAUUGAGCGGGAUGCUGAAGUCGCAGUAGGUUUGAAGCUCUUCAAUCAGUAUUUGAGCUUUGUUCGGAAACUGCAAGUUACAUACCGGAUGGAACCGGCGGGGAGCCAUGGUGUUUGGAGUUUGGAUGAUUUCCAGUUCGUUCCGUUUAUUUGGGGAAGUGCACAGCUGGCUGUAAACAGUCCCCUCGAGCCGGCUCAGUUUGUAGAGGACAAACACAUUGAUGAACACCGAAAGGAGUAUCUUUUCGUUAGCUGUAUCGAUUACAUCCGGCAGGUAAAGACUGGUCAUUUUGCCGAACACUCAAACCAGUUGUGGAGCAUUAGCGCUGUUCCGUCAUGGGCCAAAAUAUCUACCGGCCUAAUAAAAAUGUACCAGAAAGAGGUUCUCUCGAAGUUUCCGGUGAUACAACACGUGUAUUUCGGCUCAAUUUUGACACUGAAUCCUGUUAAACCGGGCAAAAUGAUUCCGACUCCUCGACUGGGUAUGAUUCCACGGCAAAAUAUGGGUCCACCACCUGCACCGCCAAAGUUUGACACGACACAGAAUCAAUAAGUUUACAAUGAACUGUAAAAAUUAGCUAUCCUAUUAAUUUCACAGCAUAUUAAAUUAUUUGAUAAAGUUUGAUAUCACAUACAAAUAAA
This is a messenger RNA of Toxorhynchites rutilus septentrionalis, 1258 nucleotides long. RefSeq names its product serine/threonine-protein phosphatase 2A activator (gene Ptpa). Lineage: Eukaryota; Metazoa; Arthropoda; Insecta; Diptera; Culicidae. The coding region runs from base 138 to 1169 and encodes 343 amino acids. Gene Ontology annotation, molecular function: peptidyl-prolyl cis-trans isomerase activity; protein tyrosine phosphatase activator activity. Gene Ontology annotation, biological process: mitotic spindle organization. Gene Ontology annotation, cellular component: protein phosphatase type 2A complex; nucleus; cytoplasm. The transcript has 2 exons. The record is from RefSeq and is a predicted model, not a curated record.